This is a messenger RNA of Vanessa tameamea, 518 nucleotides long. Its product is annotated as lipopolysaccharide-induced tumor necrosis factor-alpha factor-like. The record is from RefSeq and is a predicted model, not a curated record. The transcript has 3 exons. Lineage: Eukaryota; Metazoa; Arthropoda; Insecta; Lepidoptera; Nymphalidae. The coding region runs from base 147 to 383 and encodes 78 amino acids. Gene Ontology annotation, molecular function: zinc ion binding.
ACCAAUAAAUAAAGAGGCCGCAGCCGGCAGCAUGCUUUUAGACUUUAGUCGCCUCACGCCUGUUGAAUGUAUAGCUAGUCAGUACGCUUCGACAGGAGUUAUAAACAGUGCAAGUGCUUAAUAUUAGAAACUUACGUUCAGUUACAAUGAACAUUUCACCAGUUGGACCGAAGCCAACACAAUUGGUCUGCCCAUCUUGUAGGGCCAGUAUAGUGAGCAAAGUGGACCACAAGGCGACCACUAAGACUCAUCUUAUUGCCUUCUUUUUAUGCCUAUUCCUAUGCUGGCCUUGUAUUUGUGUUCCGUAUUGUGUCGACUCUUGUCAAAACGCUGACCACUAUUGUCCGAGCUGCAAUGCCUAUCUUGGAACUUAUCAAGGAUAAUUUAUUAAGAAUUUAAUUAUAUGGAAAUUGAUUGUCAGGUGAUAAAUAUAUCAGGGGUGUGUUUAUUGACGACAAUUCGCAGUAUCGCAUUAUAAAUAUAUUAUAAAAAUUUAUACUAUUAUUAUAAAAUUCUAU